Manacus vitellinus (golden-collared manakin) is the source of this 1185-nucleotide messenger RNA. RefSeq names its product putative ankyrin repeat domain-containing protein 19. Gene Ontology annotation, molecular function: protein binding. The record is from RefSeq and is a predicted model, not a curated record. NCBI's taxonomy places the organism in Eukaryota, Metazoa, Chordata, Aves, Passeriformes, Pipridae. Bases 193 to 789 code for a protein of 198 amino acids. The transcript has 5 exons.
UUCUUCCUGCCUGCUGUGUGCUGCCCAUUGGCUGCUGGAGCAGCAGAGCAGAAAUUCACUGUUGGCAUCUGGCAAAGCAGCAGGACACCUCUGCAUCUCGCUUCGGCAAAUGGCCAUGCAGAUGUCCUUAGAUAUCUGCUAAGAAAGAACAGCCAGCCGAAUCUCGCUGACAACUUGAAGAGAACGGCACUGAUGAAGGCAGUACAGCAGGAGCAGGAAGAAUGUGUUGCUAUUCUGCUGGAACACGGUGCCGACCCGAAUCUGGCAGACGCUGGCGGCAACACUGCCCUUCACCUGGCUGUCCUGUCCAAAAAUACAGCUGUAGCAGGGCUGUUACUCGAGCAUAAUGCCAGUAGUGAUGCUCAGAACCAGAUGGGAUUUACUCCCUUAAAACUUGCAGCCCUCCUACAGCAUGAGGAGAUUCUGGAGUGCCUUCUGAAAAAAGCAGCUGACAGGCAUGCUCAAGCCCAAUGUGAAAGGACUGCUUUUGUGGUUACUGGAACCCAUGAGGUUCACCUGGAGGAAGAUAAUCUGCGCUUGCAGGAGGAGUUGGACAGGGCUGACACGGAGGUAUGGAAAGCCUGUCCCUACAGGGAUAAACCUGGCGGUGCCCGUUGCUUCCUAUACAUCAUGAAAACGGACAAAACAGUAUUCUGGGAACCAGUAGGACAGAGACCUAAGGAAGUGGCAGUUACAUCGGGCUUUGAUCUGCCUCUGUCCCUCCGGCCCCCUGCCCCACAACCCGCCAUGCUGAGGCAGAGCUGCCUCUCCUUAGGGUUUCACCCGUGACCGGCCAGGGGGGCUGGGGUUCCUCUCUCUCUGCUACAUUCAAGAUUUUCCUGGUCUAAGAAGACUCCCCACACACCCCUGGCGUGAUUCUCGACUCCAGGGCAGGUCUGUGGAGCAGUUCACCUGGCUGCCUUUGCUGAAAUGGUGGUCAUUAGCUUGUCAGUGAUGCCAUCCUUCCUGGCCCCACCACACUGAAGCAGAGCCGCCUCUCCUCAGGCAUCCACUGCUUCCUGCUUAGGGGCUGCUGGGCACCUCUCUCUGUGCUACAGUCGGGGUCAUUCCCACUUAAGAAAACUCCCCAUGCUCCCCCUGUGCAAUCCUGGGCUCCAGAGCACAUGUGCCAGAGCACUUCACCUCUGACACUUGUGAGAUGCCUUCCUUUAGGAAGAUGAAUUA